UUCCAAAGCACAACAAUGGCUGCUUCUCUACUCCAAAACCCUCUUAAAACCCCAUUUUCUGAACUCUCAAUCAAGAAGCAGAAACCCUGUUUCCUUAAGCCCCGUCAUUUAACCAUCACCGCCACACAUCCCCAACUCCAAGGCCGAAAACUCCGAGCCGCCGUGAUUGGUGGGGGUCCAGCAGGAUCUUCCGCCGCGGAAGCCCUGGCUUCAGGCGGAAUCGAAACCUUUCUCUUUGAACGCAGCCCUUCCACCGCCAAACCAUGCGGCGGCGCCAUCCCUCUCUGCAUGAUCGACGAAUUCUCCAUUCCUCUCCACCUCAUCGACCGCCACGUCACCAAGAUGAAAAUUAUCUCCCCCUCAAAUCUCACCGUCGAUUUUGGAUCCAAAUCCCUUCGCGCCCACGAAUUCAUCCCCAUGCUCCGUCGCGAAGUCCUCGACUCCUUCCUUCGGACCAGGGCCCAAUCCGCCGGGGCCCAAUUAAUCCCUUCCCUCGUGACCCAUCUCGAAAUCCCUUCUUCCCCAUUUUCUCCUUAUAUUGUCCACCACACCAUCAACAACUCUCGUAAAACCCUAGCCGUUGAUCUAAUCAUCGGCGCCGACGGAGCCAACAGCAAAGUGGCUAAAUUUAUAAAAGCCGGGAAUUACACCUGCGCAAUAGCAUUUCAAGAGCGAAUCAGAUUACCGGACGAGAAAAUGGAGUAUUACCAAAAUCUCGCGGAAAUGUACGUGGGAGAUGACGUGUCACCCGAUUUUUACGCAUGGGUUUUUCCUAAAUGUGACCACGUGGCAGUGGGGACGGGUACGGUGUGUGCGAAGCAGGAUAUCAAGUUAUACCAGAGAGGAAUAAAGGAAAGGGUUAAAAACAAGAUCAACGGUGGAAAAGUGAUCAAAGUGGAGGCCCACCCAAUCCCCGAACAUCCCCGACCAAUACGGGUACGAGGACGCGUGGCGCUGGUAGGAGAUGCGGCGGGGUAUGUUACCAAGUGUUCGGGUGAAGGGAUUUAUUUUGCAGCGAAAUCAGGCAGGAUGUGUGGGGAGGCAAUGGUAAGAGCAUCGGACGGUGGGGAAUCAAUGAUAAGUGAAGAUGAUUUGAAGAGGGAGUAUUUGCUCGAAUGGGAUGAGAAGUAUUUGAGUACAUUUAGGUUUUUGGAUUUGUUGCAAAGGGUGUUUUAUGGGAGCAAUGCAGCAAGGGAAGCAUUGGUGGAAGUUUGUGGGAGUGAGUAUGUGCAAAGGAUGACUUUUGAUAGUUACCUGUAUAAGAAGUUGGCUAAGGGAGACAGGUUGGAGGAUUUAAAGAUGGUUUUGGGUACCAUUGGGAGUCUGAUGAGAUGUAAGAUUGUUGGAAGACAUAUGGAAGCCUUGAAGUUGUAGAAAUUUUGGGCUUUUCAUUACAGCAAAAAAAAAAAAGGUAGCUUGUUUUGCUUGUAAUUUUCAAAUUGCAUGAAUUGUUUUUUAUAUUUUAAGUUGUAAGAGAUCAAUAUUCUAUCGACGGCUCAAGCAACUGAUGACGAAGUAGUUGAAAUAUCAUAA
This is a messenger RNA of Durio zibethinus, 1533 nucleotides long. Its product is annotated as geranylgeranyl diphosphate reductase, chloroplastic-like. Gene Ontology annotation, biological process: photosynthesis; chlorophyll biosynthetic process. Gene Ontology annotation, cellular component: chloroplast thylakoid membrane. Gene Ontology annotation, molecular function: oxidoreductase activity, acting on the CH-CH group of donors, NAD or NADP as acceptor. The record is from RefSeq and is a predicted model, not a curated record. Lineage: Eukaryota; Viridiplantae; Streptophyta; Magnoliopsida; Malvales; Malvaceae.